This is a messenger RNA of Amphimedon queenslandica, 1268 nucleotides long. Its product is annotated as cap-specific mRNA (nucleoside-2'-O-)-methyltransferase 1-like. Lineage: Eukaryota; Metazoa; Porifera; Demospongiae; Haplosclerida; Niphatidae. The record is from RefSeq and is a predicted model, not a curated record. Gene Ontology annotation, cellular component: cytoplasm; nucleus. Gene Ontology annotation, biological process: methylation; 7-methylguanosine mRNA capping. The transcript is spliced from 9 exons. The annotation marks the transcript as partial. Gene Ontology annotation, molecular function: nucleic acid binding; methyltransferase cap1 activity.
AUUGGCGGGAAAAAUUACGCGGGAGUGUGCAGGUAGGCAUGGCUACCUCACCUUUGAACAGAAAGAGAAGCUACUCCUCGUCUUCUAGCACUUCCAGCGGCACCAACUCCACGAGCAGCGAAGAGAUACAUCUCCCAGUUCCAGAAAGCAUCAAACUAGACGAUAAUUCUCCAUCAUAUAAUGAGGAGAGAAGAUUUUUAGAGAAAAGUAGUACCUCUACCACUGAUUCUGAUCAUGAUAGUGUUAGUGACUGGGAGCCAGAGAAGAAGAAGCGGAAAAGGGCACUCUAUGAUGAUAACGAGGGGAAGAACAAGCCGGAACCAUCUUAUAGUACCUUUUCUUUGAAAAUGAUGGCUAGUAUGGGCUAUAAACCUGGACUAGGUCUCGGGAAGACUCACACUGGCAUUACUGCUCCUAUUGAAGAGUCUCUACAGAAAGGACGAAGGGGGUUGGGUCUUUGUCUGGAGGGACUGGAGAAGGAAGACGUCAAAUGGGAACAGGAAGAAGUUGAUUGUCAUCAGGUUCCAGUAUGGCUGCCUCCUUGUGAAGAACCAGUACUGACUGACGACGAUAUACAUGAAUGGAUCACCAUUGGAGCAAGGAAGACGACAAUUGACGAUGAAACAUUAUACUGUGAUGAAAAAGUAUUAGAAAAGAUCCUACAAUCCAAAACUGUGUUUGAUUCUCUUGAUGAUAAAGAGUUUCUUGAGGCAAGACAGAGAGCUAAUCCUUUUGAGACGAUAAAGGGAGCAAUAUUUCAAAACAGAGCUGCCAUGAAGAUGGCUAACAUUGACUCAGUCUUUGACUUCAUGUUCACCAAAGGAUUUAAACUAUCUCCUAAUGAUGUACUUUAUUUUGCUGAUAUCUGCGCUGGUCCUGGUGGUUUUUCUGAGUAUGUAUUCUGGAGGAAGAAAUGGCAUGCUAAAGGAUUUGGAAUGACAUUAAAAGAACCCGACUCCGGUUUUGAUUUCAAACUGGACAGUUUCAUUGCUGGUCCUUGCGAGACUUUUGAUCCUCAUUAUGGUGUGGGUGGAUACUCUGGCAACGGUGACAUCACAGAUCCUAAUAAUUUAGAAGAAUUCCAGUCGUACGUACUACAGAACACAGAUAAUACCGGAGUCCACUUUGUAAUGGCUGAUGGGGGUGCAUCAGUAGAAGGCCAGGAGAAUAUUCAAGAAAUAUUAAUGAAGCAACUGGUACUGUGUCAAUACUUGUGUGCUCUAUCCAUACUGAGAACUGGUGAGACAAAAUAUGAUAAUGCUGACAUU